GUCGUCACUAGCGGAGCAAUGUCGUUUCAAUCUUCUCUCUGUAGGAGGCUAUUUUAGACACGCACUGCUCUCUGCACCUCUACGCCAACUCAACAUUAAAUCUUGCUCUACUUACGGCGAAGAGCUAGUCGGUAUGUUGCGAGCUCUCUCGGAAACUCUACAGGUGGUAGAGAUGGUAGAUGCCGCCAUCUGGGGAGACCAUGACCCACAUCGAAACAUGUGGCCUGUUAUUUGCAGUCUCAGAGAUGAUCUGAAACUGCAGACACUCGUGUUGGACGAUGUCAGAGCUAUGAACAAGGGCUACGAAGACCCUCCUGGAGUUCUCGUAGCAAGGAGAAGAUUCUGGCAUGGACCACAGAAAAUUCGUUCACGACUCGAUGUUCUUGCCGACUUCGAGUGUGAUGGAUGGGAUUGUGAAAAUCUUCACGAUUGGUAUGAGGAAACUAUCGCUCACCUCGAGUUAGAGGUUCGGCAGCUGAAUCUGGAUUACUCGGCUUACGCACUCAACAUGAGCUACGAAGAGUACCAGGACCACAAGGCUAGCGAAGAAACAGACCUUCAGGGUCUUGAGUCCAAAUACUCGGAGUACAAAGCAAGAAGAGCACAGGCGAAGGAGGCAAUGACUAGAGUCGAGGCUUUGUGAUGUAUGAACCGAUGCUCAUCAACCUGGAAAUGGUGGCUGAUGUAGACCGCUGAGAUGAUGUAAGAAUAGGAGCUCCAAGUAUCUAGGUUGUUUUGUGAGGACACACAGUCUUCAUGCAGAUUAGAUAUGAAUUAGUCAGAAUCUCAAACUUUGUGACUUCUACCUUCACUCAUC
Messenger RNA from Aureobasidium subglaciale EXF-2481, 817 nucleotides. RefSeq lists its product as uncharacterized. Bases 134 to 643 code for a protein of 169 amino acids. The record is from RefSeq and is a predicted model, not a curated record. NCBI's taxonomy places the organism in Eukaryota, Fungi, Ascomycota, Dothideomycetes, Dothideales, Saccotheciaceae. The transcript has a single exon.